Messenger RNA from Cladophialophora psammophila CBS 110553, 2202 nucleotides. RefSeq lists its product as uncharacterized. NCBI's taxonomy places the organism in Eukaryota, Fungi, Ascomycota, Eurotiomycetes, Chaetothyriales, Herpotrichiellaceae. The coding region runs from base 1 to 2202 and encodes 733 amino acids. The transcript has a single exon. The record is from RefSeq and is a predicted model, not a curated record.
AUGUUCGAUGGUCAGACCUUCUCCAACUUCCUACGCGAGUUACAAGGCCAAAAUAGUAGCCCCUCUGCCUACUGGGAUAAUCUCAACACAACAGACAUCCCUGCACAUGCUCAAAAGUAUCUCUACUUCGGUCUUUUGAUCGAUGUCCUCCAGAAUGGAUUCAAUCUCUCCUCCUUUGUCCCAGCUAAUCCUUCGGCAAGUCAACAAGUCGUCUCCCUUCACAUGCUUCUGGUAUAUCCUCUCAACCUUGUUAUUUACCACAAGUUUCAUUUGCGACUCGUCGAACUAGCAACGGAAGUUCUGCGCCAUGCUGCUUACCUUCGGACCCUCUCGCCUCAAGCCGAUUUGAUCUGCCUUUCCAUCGAAGUUCUUGUUUGGACCUUGCAACUUGGAUCCAAAUCAGACGUUUAUAUUGAGUAUAACCGUAACUUGUUUAGAGCCGGUGGCGUCCUCCAGAAACGCAUGUUGGACGCUGGUUGGUGUAUGUACUCAGUACAACAGUUUUGUGGCUUGUACUCACCAGCACUGUUAUAUUAUAUGAGUGGAUUGACCAGGUCGAAGCUCGACAGGUGUCACAAGAAAUGUACUCCACUUAAAUGCUACGCCCACACCAUCGACCCGGCAUUUUACAAAACGAAACACGUCACGGAAAAUUGCACGUGUCGUCUGCUUAAGGUGGACAUAAACGAGCUCCUUUCCGUUAUCAAAGAUCGCGGCAUUCCUAUAAUACAGCUAUCCGGAAUCGAUGAUCAAUCUACCGAGCUUGUAUUGACUCGAGCAAAUUUUCUAAAAGAAUAUGUUGCAAUAUCACAUGUAUGGUCAGGUGGGCUGGGCAAUCCGAAGUCAAACUCGUUGCCAAUCUGUCAGUUGAAAAGACUGCGCGAAGCUACCAAGCAGAGGCCGCGGCAAUUACAAUCGCAAGAUAUUCUGGAGCGAAUGGAAAGAACUGCAAAAUUGCCUUCUUCAUACUUCACCUCCACGACACACAAAGAUUGCUAUAUCUGGAUAGACACCCUUUGCAUUCCGGUUGUGCCUCCCGAAGAAGAAGUAAAACGUCAAGACGCCAUCCAGAAUAUGGCUUACGUCUACGCUGCAGCGAAAAGGAUUCUGGUAAUUGACGAAAGUCUCGCAGACCUUCGAUCCGAUGACGUAUCGGACGAAGAGUUUGCCGUGAGAAUACUGAUUAGUCCCUGGAUGUCGAGAUGUUGGACAUUUCAAGAGGGAGCCCUGGCACAGUCUCUCGGCUUUGCUCUUCGGGAUCGUACAGUCCCCGCAAGAGAGUGGAUGCUCUCACUAGAUCCAGCGCUCUCUGCACCCUCAAAGGCACGAAAUGAUCAAAUGCUAGUCGCAGAAGCUUUGGCCCAUCUUGACACCGUCCCAAGCAUCAUGGAUAGUCCACCAGGUUCUGAAAUCACCCAAGUAGAAGAAUAUUUUUCUUCAAUAUGGUCGCAGUUGAGUAUGAGAACUACAUCUAGACCCGCAGACGCUUAUCUGAUCAUGUCAAUAAUGCUUCGAUUGGAUGUUAAAGAAAUAAGAGAUCAGCCCGUUGAAAAGCGGAUGAAAGCUCUACUUCGGAGUCAGGAAACUCUGCCUAUGUCUCUUCUCUUCCUUCCGCUUCCUAAGGGAGCCGACGGGUUGGCUCCUGACACCUGGGUUCCAAGGUACCCAGUUGGACAGAUCACUCACGAAUAUGGAACCAUGAAGUGGAUAGCCGAAAGGACUGCGUUGAAGCUUAACUAUCAAGAAGGGCUUUGCACAAUUUUGACUCCAACUUCGACCAUUCCGGAAGGGCACGAAGUGUUAACGUUCCUGGACGCACCCUUUGGCAACGGAGGAGGGCGCCCUCACUUCCACCUUACGGUCUGGCCACAAAUUCAUCAAGGCUCAUCUUUCCCGAUGCUGCGGCAGACAAAUCGUCUUUGCAUCAUAUUACAUCCCUCAACAUGGGUAGGAUAUCCUCCCCCCCAAAAUCGUGUAGGGGCCAUUUUUUCCAUCUUGAAUCCUCAUGCCCACGGCGGUGAACUGUAUCUCAGUUACAGUUGUCCCCUAAGAUAUGGAGUUCAACAAUGUGACCAGAAAGAGGAUGGGAGAUCAGAAUGUGAGAUGUGCCAGAACCGCAUUAACAUACCGGUGGAGAGGCUGAAGAACGAACUGAUCUUAGAAUGUAGUGAGUUUCCUAGUCUGCUAGAAACCGGGACGUAA